Oncorhynchus nerka (sockeye salmon) is the source of this 6964-nucleotide messenger RNA. Its product is annotated as nck-associated protein 5-like. Lineage: Eukaryota; Metazoa; Chordata; Actinopteri; Salmoniformes; Salmonidae. The record is from RefSeq and is a predicted model, not a curated record. Gene Ontology annotation, biological process: microtubule bundle formation; microtubule depolymerization. Gene Ontology annotation, cellular component: microtubule plus-end.
UGUUUCUCAGGUAAAUUGUGGAGCGGGCCUGAAGGGCAUCAUAACUAAACUUGUCCUUUCUGCACAUUGUAGAUCCAGCCUGACAGGUAGUAAUGGAGUCUGAGGAGACAGAGCUGAGAGAUUGUGAUGAGGCCUUUGAGUCAGAAGAGGGCGAUGUGGAGCCAUACCUGGAGGAGCCGGCGAGCAGCAGGGAGCUCCUAGAGAGGCUCAGGGAGCUGGAGGCUGAUAAUUCAGUCCUGGCCCUUGCGAAUGAGAGCCAGAGAGAGGCGUAUGAAAGGUGUCUGGAUGAGGUUGCCAACCACGUGGUACAGGCCCUUCUGAGUCAAAAGGACUUGCGGGAGGAGUGUAUUAAGUUGAAGAUGCGUGUGUUUGACCUGGAGAGACAGAACAGAACUCUGACUGAGCUCUUUGCCCAGAAACUACACCCCCAGGAUAGCUCUCUGCAACAGUUGCAGUUGGUGUCUGUCCCAGAGCACAGCACAGAGCCCCUGACCAUGGACAGUGACAAGCUGCUGGUGUCCCAGAGCCAAAGCGAACUCAAGAGCAAUGGGGACCACACACAGAACGGAACAGCCGGCUUGGCCCCGGCCCCUGCCACCUCCAUAGAGGCCCUGUCUCCGUUCUUCAAAAAGAAAGCACACAUCCUGGAAGUAUUGCGCAAGCUGGAGGAGUCGGACCCCCUCAAGUUCCACCCCUCCUCCUGCCUGUCCCCACACCACGACCUGGGUCAGGCGCUGGUUUCCAUGGAAAGAGACCAGAUGUCCCUGAUGUCCUCUGUGGGGUUACCCUCUUCUCAGCGCCUGGUAGCACAUCCCUCGUCACGCUGCCACUUCUCAGACUCAGACAACCAUGAUUAUACCAACAGAGAAGGGGCUCUCCAGGAGGACCAUGCCCUGCACAAACAGCACCAGCACAGGGACUGCCAGUCCUGCCAAAUUCUCUCCCAGAAGAGUAGCCUGGACAGCCUGCUGAAGUGUGCCCAGGUCCACGGCGCCGCACACCCGGGCAGAGUGGAGAGCCUCAACGGGCAGGCCUGGGCAGAGGACCAGGGGGCGUUGGCACAGAGCACAGGCCUUCCCCAGGCAGCAGCUCUCCCCCACCUCCUCUCUACUGGCAGCACAAGCCAGUGCUACAUGCACAAAACAGCAGUGGACUCUCUAGAGCAGCCUCCAGAACUUCUGGUUUCUUCUGAUCCAAUCUCCUCGCUAAUCCAAGCCAACCUCAACGGGAUGCUACGUCAGGAGACCAGGAACUUUCAAAGACACAAAGACAGGCAUCCGUUUGGCAAACUGCUGCCUCGGGCUGAAGUGCAACCCUCUCACAGUGAGGAUGUGAAGCACACGUCGCUGACCCAAAACAGGGACAGUCCGGAGGAGAGCUGCUACCUGGAAGAAGAGGCUGCAUCAGUGGCACACAAUGUGAACAACAGCCUGCACACCCCUACCUCACAUACAGACCCCGUUGCCACGGAGACGGACCCAGGGUAUCAAGAGGAGCAGGAAGUGAGCGAGCAGGUCUGCAACGGGCUCUACUUCUCCUCCAAUGAGACGUCUGUCUGCAAGAAGGUGGCGGUGGAGUUGUACUCUCCAGCCCCGGUUCCCGAGAGGACCAGCUCAGCUCAGGCCCUGCCUCCCUCUGGCAAGAGCAAGCUUGCACUCAGCCCCACCUUUUCCACAGGCCUAGGUGAAGUCAAGCCCUCCCCCAUUUCCUCCCCGUCCCGGCUGCUCAAGUUCCUGAAGAUCCCGACGGGGAUGAACCAGGCACAACCAGGCAACCCCCUCCGUCUAAGUCCCCAGCUCACCCGCAGCUCCAAGAUCCCCUGCAGGAACAACAACAACUAUGAGGUGUACCACUCACCUGUCCUGACCCGCAAAGCCACCACCACGGAGAGGGAGAAGCAGCUGUCCUCAUCCCCCUACUCUGCCCCCACCUCGCCACCCAAGCCAGAGGACAGUGCGGCCCCUCCCACAGUCAAGGAGAUAGCUUUCAGCAGCCACUUUGCGCCCAAACCCAGCCACAGUACAAAGGCAGCCCCCUCCUCAUCUUCUCACACACAAAGGGGCUCUCAGAAGGUGGCUCACUACGAGAAAGUCUGCACGUCAGAUGGGACGCCCCAGUACCUCCCUUACACCCAACCUGAGGGGCUUGUAGACAAGCAGCAGCAGGAGGAGAACCUCCUCAGCCAUCCAUCUUCACAGCACCCUGACUCAUCCCCAGAACCAGAUGACCAGGACACUGACCAGGACACUGACCAGGACACUGACCAGGGCACUGACUCAGAAAGCCCUGUCUGGCACAAACCCCACCAACACUUCAGCCUACCCUCCUCGUCCUCCGCCGCUGCUAGUAAAGCACACAGUAGUCGCCCAAGCUACUCCAGCAUGAGGGACAGGCACCAGGAGCACCGUGCAACUCUGGAGCCCAGUCAGCCAAUCUGUGAACCCCCCCAGCCAACCCAGUCUGCAGCCAGGCAAGGUGACCGGUCGCCUGGGUCUUCCACCCCCAAGAGGCUGGUGCAGGGAAAACCCCAGAGUGAGUCCAGUCACCACCCAUUCAAAGAGCGCCUGGCUGCUCUGGGGAAACUGAAGAGCACAGAGAACCUGCCAGUAGGCGCACAGCCCAUGGACAAGAAGGAUGCACAAAGUAACGUGGGUAAACCCCCCACCAACAAUAUUGAGAAAAGCAAGACUGCUGAAAGGCAAGGCGAGAGAACUGGGACAGAGCAGCACAGACAUCAGAAAUACACUGAUUCCCUGGAAGGGAAGCAAUACCCCAAAACCAGCCUCUGCAGUCACCCUAGGGUGCCAGGUCCAAUACAUGAAUCAGGCGCCAAAUCAUCAGCUACCCCAUCAUCCAUACCCAAGGCAGAGCAGGAGUCAUCAUUCUCUCCCCGGAUAUAUGUAGCGAAAGCAGAUGGUCCAAAGAUCAAGAUGGGCACAUUAUCCUCCAAUACAGAGACCUCUUCCGUGGUUAGGAGCUAUGGGAAGUGCCCCAUCACCCGGAGCCACCACAGUAAAACUACCCCUAGCCCUCAAAACAGCCCCACUAAAGUUUCCUCAAAGUCCCCUUCAAAGGUCGGCCAGGCUUCCUCUUACCCCCGAGGGGUCAGGCCUGCUCACGAGGACCGCGCCCUGGCUCAGAGACACCUGCCCAGGCUGGAGGACAAAAGCAAACUCCUGGCCAGCAAGAAGAAGACCUUCGUCCAUGCAGAGAGCUUCCCUCCUCCUCCUCCUCUGCCACCGCGGUCGUCUACUGAAGCCAUCAUGAAAAAUGACAAGAAGCAGUACUCGUCCGGCCCACCAGUGCCCCAGUCGGCCAUCGAGCAGAAAGUAAUGCGUGGCAUCGAGGAGAACAUGCUUAAGCUGCAGGAGCAGGACCGGGGCCAGUUGGUUGAGCCCAAGCAAAAGGCUUCCAACGGCAUCGCCAGCUGGUUCGGCCUGAGGAAGAGCAAGCUCCCCGCCCUCAGCCGUAAACCAGAAGUGUCCAAACUCAAGAACAAUAUGUCAUCCUCUCCUUCAUCAUCCUCUGCCUCCGGCGGAGGGGCUAAGGACUUUAAGUCAGGUGGGCCCCGGAAGGUGGUGGAGAGCCUGAACAUCUCCAUGCUGAUGGAGAAGGCAGAGGACCUGCGGAAGGCAUUGGAGGAGGAGCGGGCAUAUGUGAACGGGGUCGGGAUGGACCGCUCCGGCAGGGGCCACUCCUGUGAGGUGGUGAUGGACCAGGCCCAGGGCCAACUGUCACUCAUGUACAGAGGAGUGACCGCAGACAACUUCAUGCAGCAGCUCCUCAACAGUCCCUCGACGUCUUGUUCUGGAAACAGGGUGGACGAGAGGGGAGCUAUACCUACCACCUUUGGAAUGGCACACAGACGCCUCUCCUUUGACUCGAAGAGGUCGCGGCCCAUCUUCGGUCACCAGAGGGAUGGGAUCAGCCACACAAAGAGCAGGGACGAGAUGGACCAGGCUUCUGAUAUGAUUGGCAAGGAUGAGGUCACAUCAGACGAGAGCUUGGCAGAGUCCAUUAGUUCCCAGCACAUUACAGGUUCUGGUGCAUCCAUGCGUACCCUCGACAGUGGCAUCGGCACGUUCCCCAUGCCAGACUAUGCCAGUAAUGCAGCAGGGAAGAGCAUCACUAAGGGGAAGCCACAGGGAGAGCAAGGGUUUUCAGGCUCCCAGGGGAAACAUGGGGCCAAGAUGAAAGUUUCGCGGAAAGCCCAUACGCUGGAGAGAGAGCUGUCAUCUCUGGAUGAAGUCAACCCAUCUAUCCUGUAUGGCUCAGGACUGGAGGGAAAAGGUCCCAACAUGCACCUGUCCAGCACCAUCCAUGAGGACAUUGAUGCCUACGGGGCUCAUAUGCAAAAUCCCCCAACCAAGGACUGGACCUUUCCCAACCUGAAAGGCUCUGCAGGAGUCAGUGAUGUUUACCUGGAUGUGCAGGGAGACCCGGGCAGCCAGAGGACACCCUCCAGAAGGAGUUUGAAACAGUGUGUCCCCCAGGGCCCCCUGGCUGCUGACCCAUGCAGCCUCCCCUUGCCACCCCAGACGGGGCUCAGCACACGGGGUAAGGGGAGGAUGCCCAGUGCACCAGAGGUGGGGAAGGACGGAGGGCUGGAGCUGGUGAAGGAGAGACUAGAAGAUAUCAUGUCCCCAAGAGAGACGCCCGAAUCCCUCAGUGACUCCCUCUACGACAGCCUGUCCUCCUGUGGCAGCCAGGGCUGACAGUCCCAAGGGCCCAUGGACAGAGAGGGGAGCAGAGAGAGAGGCGGAUCGACCGACACCCUUUAAACCCCUGCUAUGAGGCACACCCAUCCCUUCUUGUAGUGGUGGGGCCAGCCCCUGAGGCAGACGGAGUUGAAGUACCUCCUCCCUCUUCCACAUACACCUCUUUCUGCGGACCCUCUCUGUGUUACUAAGAUCUGGUUAAUACUGCUGGAAAACUCACCCUCAGGUUGACUGAUGUUCACAUACAUAAUUUGAGGAACUAGGCUGAGAAUUGGACACCGUUGUCCUCCAAGCAACAAGCAUCAUACGACAGACCAGCGCAACUCAAAUGUACACACAGACACAUAUACAGUUGAAGUCGGAAGUUUACAUACACCUUAGCCAAAUACUUUUAAACUCUGUUUUUCACAAUUCCUGACAUUUAAUCCUAGUAACAAUUCCCUAUCUUAGGUCAGUUAGGAUCACCACUUUAUUUUAAGAAUGUGAAAUGUCAGAAUAAUAGUAGAGAGAAUGAUUUAUUUCAGAUUUUGUUUCUUUCAUCACAUUCCCAGUGGGUCAGAAGUUUACAUACACCCAGUUAGUAUUUGGUAGCAUUGCCUUUAAAUUGUUUAUCUUGGAUCAAACGUUUCUGGUAGCCUUCCACAAGCUUUCCACAAUAAAUGGGUUAAUUUGGCCCAUUCCUCCUGACAGAGCUGGUGUAACUGAGUCAGGUUUGUAGGCUUCCUUGCUCGCACACGCUUUUUCAGUUCUGCCCACAAAAUUUCUAUAGAAUUGAGGUCAGGGCUUUGUGAUGGCCACUCAAAUACCUUGACUUUGUUGUCCUUAAGACAUUUUGCCACAGCUUUGGAAGUAUGCUUGGGGUCAUUGUCCAUUUGGAAGACCCAUUUGCGACCAAGCUUUAACUUCCUGACUGAUGUCUUGAGAUGUUGCUUCAAUAUACGGUAUCUACAUAAUUUUUCUUCAUGAUAUAUUUUGUGAAGUGCACCAGUCCCUCUUGCAGCAAAGCACCCCCACAACAUGAUGCUGCCACUGCUACCCUUGUGCUUCACGGUUGGGAUAGUGUUCUUCGGCUUGCAAGCAUCCCCCUUUUUCCUCCAAACAGAACGAUGGUCAUUAUGGCCAAACAGUUACAUUUUUCUUUAAUCAGACUAGAGAACAUUUCUCCAAAAAGUACGAUUUUUGUCCCCAUGUGCAGUUGCAAACCGUAGUCUGGCUUUUUUAAUGGCGGUUUUGGAGCAGUGGCUUCUUCCUUGCUGUGCGGCCUUUCAGGUUAUGUCAAUAUAGGACUCGUUUUACUGUGGAUAUAGAUACUUUUGUACCUGUUUUCUCCAGCAUCUUCACAAUGUCCUUUGCACUUUUCACAUCAAAGUACGUACACCUCAAGGAGACCUUCCGAUGCGGUAUGACGUCUGCGUGGUCCCAUGGUGUUUAUACUGGCAUACUAUUGUUUGUACAGAUGAACUUGUGGUACCUUCAGGCGUUUGGAAGAUGCUCCCAAGGAUGAACCAGACUUGAGGAGGUCUACAAAAAAAAAAUUAUGAGUUCUUGGCUGAUUUCUUUUGAUUUUCUCAUGAUGUCAAGCAGAAGCACUGAGUUUGAAGGUAGGCCUUGAAAUACAUCCACAGGUACAUCUCCAUUUGACUUAAAUGAUGUCAAUUAGCCUAUCAGAAGCUUCUAAAGCCAUGACAUAAUUUUCUGGAAUUUUCCAAGCUGUUUAAAGGCACAGUCAAAUUAGUGUAUUUAAACUUCUGACCCACUGGAAUUGUGAUUCAGUGAAUUAUAAGUGAAAUAAUCUGUCUGUAAAGAAUUGUUGGAAAAAUUACUUGUCAUGCACAAAGUAGAUGUCCUAACCCACUUGCCAAAACGAUGGUUUGUUAACAAGAAAUUUGUGGAGUGGUUGAAAAUCGAGUUUUAAUGACUCCAACUUAAGUGUAUGUAAAAUUCCGACUUCAACUGUACACACAGUAGGGUUGGGCAGUAUCCAGAUUGUCAUACCUUCAUACCGACCUUGUGUCAUACCGGGAUAUUUGGUAAUAUUGGCACUGGACACAAGGGGCACUAUUUUCAAACCCCACUAAGCCUAAUCUGAAGGUUAGCAAUGCUAACAAGUACAUGUCAAGUCCCAUAGAGAAUGCUAACUAAAUGCUAAUGAGCACUUUGCGAACAUUCUGACCUAAACUGUUUUCAGGACGGAUAUGCCAGCUCAUAAAGUUAUAUGCUACUCACAAUUUGCUGCAUGCACAAAA